Molecule: messenger RNA, 1314 nt
Organism: Angiostrongylus costaricensis
Lineage: Eukaryota; Metazoa; Nematoda; Chromadorea; Rhabditida; Metastrongylidae
Source: the annotation of a GenBank genome assembly
AUGAGUCGCCAUAUCAACCUACAUGUUAAUGUUCAGUCACAAGACGACUCACCACGAAGGAUAGAAUGGCCUUUACCGUCUGGUAGUCUUUUCGCGCGCUUCAAGAAGGCUGCAGUGGCUUCGGAUCAUGGUCUAUGUUCAGAAGUGGGACGAGACGUGUUGAUUGAUGGUGGAAAUGCGGUUGAAUCAAUGAUCGCUACACUUCUUUGCAUUGGGGUUGUAAACCCGCAAUCGAGUGGCCUUGGAGGCGGUUUCAUUAUGACUCUAUUCAAUGCAGAAAUUUUCGUCGAUCGGGCGACUGGUCGUGUUUAUGAAGAGGGCGACAUUAUGAAGAGAGAACGAUAUGGAUUUACUCUUCAGCUGAUUGCAAACGCCACUGACCCAGUAGAGUUAUUCUACAAAGGUGGAAUGGCACAAACAAUUGCAGGAGAGAUCACUGACAACGGAGGGUACGUUGACCAAAAAGAUUUGGCCAGCUAUGAAACUCUAAUCGACGAAAUUCCACUCUUGUCUACCGGGCUUCCUGGCGAUUUGGAAAUGUGUGGACCUCCACCGCCGUCGUCGUUCGUGAUUACGCAGAAUAUCAUUGCAGUGAUGGCUGGUAAAUCUUCUAAUUCUUAUCAAGAGCUCUUCGAAAUUCCCCAUUUUGGAUUUUCUAGCUUCGGAGUGGACCUAAACGAUCCACUAGUUUACCAUCGCCUCAUCGAAGCCGAGAAAUUCGCCUAUGCACAGCGAACCAAACUCGGCGACAUGCGAUUCGUCGAAAGUACCAUAGCGCUCGUCGCCAAUAUGAGCACACCAAAAUAUGCGAAAUGGGUAGCGUCAAUGAUUAAAGACACUGCACAGGAGCAAAGUUAUUAUCUCGGUGAUUCGACUUCACAGGUCCCCGAUCACGGAACAUCACAUGUGACCGUGAUUGAUCAUGAAGGAAAUGGAGUUUCGUGUACUUCGACAAUAAACCAAGUUUUUGGUUCAAUGCGAGCUUCACAAACGCUCGGAAUUAUCUGGAACGACGAAAUGGACGACUUUUCAACUCCUGGCACUCCAAAUGCGUUCGGUUUCGCGCCAUCACCUUCUAACUUCAUUGCACCUGGCAAACGACCGAUGAGUAGCAUGAGCCCGAUGAUCAUCUACAAUAAAAAUGAGGACACAAAAUAUGAAAAGGUUCUAGCGGCAAAAAUCGGUGAACUUCAGGUUGUAAUGGCUGUGGGCGCUUCCGGUGGUUCCUACAUCAUAUCAGCAACUGCGCAAGUCGUGAUUCGUACCAUGUUAUUUAAUCAAACUGUUAAGGUACGACAAUUUCGAGAGAUUUAA